AUGCGGCAGAUGAUGAGAAGCUUUUCUGAUCCUUUUGGACGAGAUCCAUUUCUCGGUAUAACAGAUGGCGGGGAGAGAACAGUAGAUCGAAGAGCACGCCAGGACUCUCAGGUUGCUUUAGGAGGAAAUCGCAGAGCAACAAGCUGCUCCCUCAUGCCCUUUGCAGGCUUUGGUAGAGUGCAGGAUGCAGAUUUUGGGGAACCUUUUUUUGCAAUGGACAGGAUGAUGUCAAAUAUGAGAAACAGUAUGCUGGAAAUGCAAAGAAAAUUUGAUGACCUAUCCAUCCAUCCAGAUGCACACACAUUCAGCUCCUCCUCUGUGAUGACAUACUCCAAAAUAGGGGAUGAACCACCAAAAGUUUUCCAAGCUUCAGCUCAGACACGCACAGCUCCGGGAGGUGUUAAGGAGACAAGAAAAGCACUUAAGGAUUCUGAAAGUGGACUGGAAAAAAUGGCUAUUGGUCAUCAUAUUCAUGAUCGUGCCCAUGUCAUUAAAAAGUCAAAGAACAGCAAGACUGGUGAUGAAGAAAUGAACCAAGAAUUCAUCAACCUGGAUGAGGCUGAGGCCCAGACCUUUGAUGAAGAGUGGCAGAAAGAGAUUAUGAAGUUCAAGCCAUCUAGAACUAGAUGCAAUUUAGAAGCUCCAAAAUACAGAAGUAUUCAUCACAUACCCAAGGAAGAUGGAUUAAGAAGAGAGAAACCACUUGCAGUUGCGGGUUCCAGGGAGCCCAGAGUUUCUGUGGAGAAUCUCAAUGUGAAAGGAACACAUGUCCCCAUCAAAAGCAGCAAAAAAUAAAUUGCUUCCAUUCUCCAUUUGAAUGGAGUUUCUUCAGAGAAGAUAAUGGUGCUGCAUUGCUUAUGUUCAUAUAAGUAUACAUAUAUAUGACCAAUCUCUGUUUUUUGUUUUAGUAAGUAUUAGUGUGCCUUGCUACUCUGAUCUUUUGACAGCUGAAUGUUGUUUAAAACUUCAGAUCCUUGGUUAAACCAUCUAGUUUCAGUAAAUUAAAAAACCAACAACUUUCCACUUAAAAGCACUUUAGGAUUAUCACACUAAUUCUGUUUAAAAAAAAAAAAAUAAUGCUUUGAUUUGCAAGAUUUUUGUGCUACAGUUGCACCAGUCUCAGACUUCUUAUUAAGCCUGGUAAUGAAACUACUUUUUCCCACACUCUGUAACUUGCACAGAAAGUAAAUUCUCUUUUUAUUUUGUGUGGGUAAAGUAAUUACUAAUUUUCUAGGUGAUAUAGCAAUUUGAAUACACCAUAGCCAAUAUAUAUAUCUAUCUAUCUUUAAAAUCAUAUUUUAAAUUGUUAUAGAAUCCCCAGAUUCACCUUGAUUUAACAUGAAGAAAAGUGCGAGGAAUACUGAAAUGACAAAUACUUCAAGUAAAUUUUAGUUUAUCAGUGUUCUUAUGUUCAUAAGCUGUACUUGCAUCUCAUUUUCUGUGCCUAGACUGUCAAUUUUGUAUUUCUGAUCCUUGGUAUGUUUCCUUUGAAGGUGGCCCAUUAUUUUUCAUUCUUGAAAAUUCUCUGUAGUAGCUUUUAAUUAUUCUGUAAUAAUGCUUUUAAUUAUUUUGUAAUAAUACCACUGUGUCCUAAGAAACUCAGCUGUAACUAUUAGUUAUUAAUAAGAAAAAUAUGUGGGAGAAAUUGGUUGAGUAGGCAGUAGUUUAACUGGAUAAUGAAUGAUUACACCAGUUCUUCUGUUCUAAAAAGCUAAAAGAGCCCUACAUACAGGAAGCCAUUUCCCCCCUCAGCUGAGAUGAGAUGUGUUUGUAUUCUUUUUUUGUCCUGUUUUAGUGGAUGUAGAAUGAUCCUAAAUCUAACACUUGAUCUCCCUCGACGUUGUCGUUAUUGUUUGGUUAAGAGUCUGAUGUUCUAGAGGAAAGCCAACUGAGAACAGGAAAGGUCUUUUUAUUGGAAAUGUUAAGUUCCUAUGCUGUUUUGUUACACAGAAUUGAUCCCUGUGUUGUAGCGUACAUAAUUUCUGUAGACUGUAAUGUUACAGCAUUAGCACUAUAGCAUGUAUUUCAAGGCUAAAACAUUAUAGUGUAGCCUUAAAAAAGGGCACUAUUUCUAUGAUAAAAUAGGUUUAGUAAGCUAAGAUUAAUACUUGUUUGGCUAAAAAGGAAACGGCCUUUAAAUCAUAUCUUUCUGCAGAUUCCCCAGAUAAUUUAAUUCUAUGUUUAUUAUUGUGCAAAAAUAAUCAAAAGUACUUUUGUUGAACUCUGACAAGGGAAAGAAUUGUUUCUUUGCUUGUUUAAUGCAAUGGCCUCUUCCUAUUAAUUAGAGCAAAUACUAGCGGCAAUAAGUUUAUGCUAUUGAACCAUUCUACGAGCAGUCAAGGUAAGGGGGUGGUAAGGGGGUAGCAACCUCUGACGGAAGGACAGGCUGAAACAGUGUGAUGCCACAGUCAUGCUGGAUGUCUGCCAGAACCCUGAAUCUAAAGGACGCUUUUACUCUCCUUAAAAAGUAAGAGUACAACUCUAGGGCCUGAUCUUCCAUACACUGAAGACAACAUUGAUUUUGCAAUUAAUGUCAUUGAGAAUGUAAGGCCAUGGAGGCAUUUUCCAGGUAUGUCACUUAAAUUUCCCAGUAAUAAACAGCAGAAAAGUUUUUCAUGUCAUAACUUCAGAAGAAAUCUUUGAUUUGAGAUGCUGCUAUUUAACAGAAAAUAGUAUUCAUCUGACAGCUUAUAUUUUUGUCUAUGUUUUACUGAAAUUGAAAAAAACAUGAUACAUAUAUGUAGUCAACAAAACAAGUAUACUUUGGUUUUUAAAUUAUAGUGGAAAGAGGCUAAUACUCAUUACAGAUUACUUUGUUAUCCAAAACAAUGUUCUAAAAUGUAAUACAAAAGAAAUUGUUCUACGUAGAAACAUCUGAAACUCUAAUUCUUUAAUAAAGUUAUUUAUUAUUUACA
Molecule: messenger RNA, 2915 nt
Organism: Aptenodytes forsteri (emperor penguin)
Lineage: Eukaryota; Metazoa; Chordata; Aves; Sphenisciformes; Spheniscidae
Gene: MLF1
Product: myeloid leukemia factor 1
Exons: 8
Coding region: 1-795 (264 amino acids)
Biological process (GO): regulation of DNA-templated transcription
Cellular component (GO): cytoplasm; nucleus
Source: RefSeq, a predicted model, not a curated record